GGGGAGAAGAGCCGACUGUUUUUCUGUCUCCAUGGUCGUAAUAGUAUGAUAAAGUAGUUCAUGUCCUCAAGCGUAUCGUUGCAGUUGAGCUAUGGCGUGUUUAAGUUCAAGUAGGCUUUGUGCUCGUGUUCAAGAAAAGUUUAUGUGUCAAUUUGGACAUAAAGUUCGAAAGCAGACUGUAUUUGUGAAACUUAAACCCCCAGGACCAACUCCCUUGCGGAUAUUUGGAAAGACAUGCCAGCGUGUGACGACGUGCGGGCCGGCGUGCGGGUCGUCGGGCGCAGGCACCAUGUCGGCGGGCACCAUGCGCCGCCUGGCGUCCAGCAUGCAGAGCACCAGCACCGGCUCGCUGCCGGACUACGGCGCGCAGAUCGUCGACCCCUACCGCCUGCUCGAAGACGACCUUCACGGAAUAUACGAAGACAUACGAUCGGAGCUGGAACGCAACACAAAUCAACCCGAAUUGAACACCAUAGCUACUUAUUACUUCGACGGACAAGGCAAGGCUCUGAGGCCUAUGGUGGCGAUACUAAUGGCAAAAGCUGUCAACUAUCACGUAUAUGGAGAAAAUAGCGCACUGCUGCCGUCGCAGCGACAGGUGGCGAUGAUCAGCGAGAUGAUCCACUCGGCGUCCCUCAUCCACGAUGACGUCAUCGACCAGAGCGACUUCCGCCGCGGCAAGCCAUCCGUCAAUGUGCUCUGGAACCACAAGAAGGUGGCGAUGGCCGGCGACUUCAUCCUCGCAGUGGCAUCGAUGAUGAUAGCUCGCCUGCGUAGUGAUGAGGUCACGCUGGUGCUCAGUCAGGUUGUAACAGAUUUGGUGCAAGGAGAGUUCAUGCAGCUCGGCAGUAAGGAGACAGAGAACGAAAGAUUCGCACACUACCUCACGAAGACCUAUAGGAAAACAGCAUCACUUAUCGCUAACUCAGUUAAGGCGGUUGCAUUGCUAAGUGGCGCCGACGAGACUACAAGCGAACUAGCAUUCCAAUACGGCCGUAACCUUGGCCUCUCUUUCCAACUCGUCGACGACCUGCUCGACUUCGUGUCUUCGUCGCAAGCCAUGGGCAAACCCACCGCGGCCGACCUCAAACUAGGACUAGCCACCGCUCCAGUUUUAUUUGCUUGUGAAAAGUAUCCAGAGCUAAACCCGAUGAUAAUGAGGCGAUUCCAGGAGGCAGGUGACGUGGAAAAAGCUUUCGAACUAGUCCACAAAUCGCGUGGCUUAGAGCAAACGAGAUUUUUGGCUCGCAAACACGGUCUGGAAGCGGCGCGCUUGGCAUCAGAACUAGCAGACUCUCCGUACCAAAAAGGACUCGUCAUAACAACCGACCUUGUACUUAAUAGGAUCAAGUAGUACUUCUUCAUUCGAUAUGUUAAUUAUAGAAAGGCAUCCAUAAUUCGAAACUACCCACUUAUAAAUGUGCUUUGCAAUCCAUCACUUCAUUGGCACUAUCAUGGUCGUAAGCUAUUUUUUAAGGCAGAGAAUGCAUGCUAGGAGAAUUUUGGAUACCUUUUUAAUGAAGGUGAAAAUGACGUGAAACGUUAUGUUAUUAUUGUGUGGAUGGCGAGUCGUGAACGGGAGGCGAGUGUCUGUAUUUGAUAAGUUUAGUGUGCGCGUGCUCAUAUUAUAUCGUGUCGUUUGUCGGCAGGAGGCUAAACCUUACAAAAACACUGUCAUUAGCUGUCAACUUGACAGCUGUCAAAACUUAUUGACAGUCUUGUGUUUACCCUAUGGAGGGUAGAGGCAAGGAGAAUCAUCUGAGUAUAUGAAAAAGUGUCCGUCAAAAUGCAUUGAAUUAGGGUGGCGCCACAGUAGCAUCAGGGUAUAUCUUAAAAGAAGCCCAAAUAUAAAAUAAUACUAAUCACUCUAGGUGCACGUUUUCUCAUAAUAACUCUUUCAGGUUAUAUUUACUACAUUAUUUUGUACAACGUAAGUUGUUGAAAAUUUCACUAUUUAACUAUGCUACUAGCGCCAUUGUGGAAGCUUUUUGAACUGUUAUUUACAGCAUAAGCUGGACAAUUUUUCAACUUUCCUCCCUUAAGAGAUGAUACUCCUUGCGUCUACAAUCCAUAGUUUACCCAAAUGAAAUUUGUUCACAUAUAUAUAUAAAUAGUAUGCUUAAUUAUAUUGGUUCGCAUCCGUAAACGCAUGCGGACAGUGUGCAGUUAAGUAUUAAACGAUUUAUUUAUUAUACUUUCAUUGUUGUUUUUGAAUCAUUGUUUUAUAAUUUUUGUCUUUUGUGACCUGAUUUAUGUUAAGUUUCUCGUGUCGCUGAACUGUCUAGAGCGUGUUUGUGACCACCCGUUACCAAAUAUCGCUGUACAUAAUAAGUGUACAAUAUGCUCAACAUUUUUUUUUCUUUGCUACAUAAUAUAUUAUGCGGAAUAGAAUACUUUUAUUUGAACUGUAAAUAGACAUGUUAUUUUUGUAUUAUUAAGUGCAAUUUCUAUUGCUCACUACGCCAUCAGCUCAUCACAUUUUUCUCGAAUCAGGUUUCUUUCAACACACCAAGCAAUUGGAUCAAGUUACCCGUGUUUUAUCUUCAAAACCGAUUACCUCACUCUUUAGUAUGCACGGUUUUGCUGACAAGUGUAUAAUAAAUGUAUCCCCUUUGGUAGUAUUAAAUUGUAAGUUUUGUUUAUCAGCACAAUUUUAGGCAAAUAGGUUUGUAAAAUUGUUUAAAGGUCCGCAGGGCUUUCAAAUUAUAGUGUCUUAGGUAAGUUACAUAUUGUAAAUAUUUUAUAAUUGUUGACAUUAAUGGAUGUGUAUGACAUUAAGAUGUGCACUUAAAGCACGUGGUUCUAUAGUAGUUUAUUGUUUAUCAAAUUAUAUGAUGUACUACUAACCACUCAUAUUAUGUCGAUGAAGAAAGACAGUAAAUAUUUGAAUAUGUUUUUAAAUAUAUAUAAUAUAAAAUACUCGAAAAUGUCCAGUAGAAUAUAAUCAAUGUAUAAUUUUAUCUUUAGUGCAUUAUUGUGAUUACGAUUUUAACAAGAAUGUCAGGUAUUGGCUAGGUCGUGUCAAUUAAAAUUAAUAAAACAUGUAUCGAGGAAAGCUAGUAAACAAAAGUGAAGAAGUGUCUGUGUAACGUUCACCAAAGACGAGAGAAUUAGAAGGGAGACUUUAUCUGUUUUUCUUUCUAUGUGAACGAGGCCUUAGAACAUUAGCCAUUCAAAGCUGAUUUCUAAUUAAGAACAAUUUAAAUUUCUAAUUUUAAUCGUAUUUACUAAUUUCAUUCACUUUACAAUUCUAUCGAUCUUGUCAAAGAGGGUGUUGUAAUUUAUACUUAAGAGGCUGCCUAAGUAAAAAUUGAAAUUUAGUUUAGUAUGAAACGUACAGUGAUUUGACAUAAGUUUGAAAUAGUAGUAUUUACAGUAUCGCGAUUGACCACGAAGUAUAAUCCGGCUAUGUUUGUAAGCGAACAGUUUUUACGAGAUUAUAGCCGUCAUCUGUCAAUGACUGCACGUUUCAUAUAAUCGAGUGAAUCGCUUUUUUCUUAGAGAGUUUCGCUAGCCUGAAUAUUAUUUUAAGUUAUUCCUUGAUUUAAUAUCAACAGUAACACAGUGCUAUUAAAUAUUUAAAAAUAAUUGAGAAUUUAGUUAUAUGCGCGAAUAUCGAAUACCUGGCAUUCUCAAGGCGAGUGUUGUCUCGUCGACACACGAGUUAAUAUCAAGCUGUUUCAUAAAUACGAGAGUCAAUGCGUUUUAUUUAUAUUAUGUAUGUAGUCAUAUAUGUAGCAAGUAAUUUGUAAAUAUUUACUGUGUAAAGUGCUAAAUCAUGAAUUAUUUUAUAAAAUAAUAGUUACAUUA
Molecule: messenger RNA, 3810 nt
Organism: Leptidea sinapis
Lineage: Eukaryota; Metazoa; Arthropoda; Insecta; Lepidoptera; Pieridae
Gene: qless
Product: all trans-polyprenyl-diphosphate synthase PDSS1
Exons: 8
Coding region: 92-1354 (420 amino acids)
Biological process (GO): ubiquinone biosynthetic process; isoprenoid biosynthetic process
Cellular component (GO): transferase complex; mitochondrion
Molecular function (GO): prenyltransferase activity
Source: RefSeq, a predicted model, not a curated record